AUGCCUCUUCUGCAGGCAGACACUGACAGUAUGCCUCCAGUUUGCGUUCACAGAACCUACACAGUACCCAUCUGGAGACAGGAGGAGACCGCCAGCGAGAAUUUAAGAGGUAGUGAUGGUGGUGGUACUGCUGCUGACGAUCGUGAGGAUGAUGAUGUGAAUGAGGUGACGAUGACGAUAAUGACGACGAUGACGAUGACGAUGAAGCACGAUGACGAUGAUGAUGAGGAAGACGACGAGGAUGAAGAUCAGGAACAGUAUGACAAUGAUGCGAAUGACUAUAACUAUACUCGUAAGGAUGAGAUGACAGCGAUAGCGAGGACGAGGACAAUAACGAGGAAUAUGACGAUAACGAUGGUGAUGAGAAUGACGGUGAAUGAUGACGAUGAUGAGGGCGAUGACGAAGACGACAACAACAACAACAACGACAACAACAACAAUGACGACACUAACAACGACAAUGACGACGUAAACGACGACAAGGAUGAUGAUGAUGACGAUGGCGAUGACAAUAUAUUGUGCGAUACUCAACCACACAAUAUAAGUUACNUUAUCCAACUAAUAAUCAACAUAUCGCCCAAUUUAAGAGGUGAUGGUGGUGGUAGUGGUGGUGCAACUGCUGCUGCUGAUGAUUGUGAUAACGAUAACGACGGUGAUAACGAUAAGGAUGAGGAUGUCGAUGAUGAGGAUGACGACGAGGACGAUUAUGAUGACAAGCACAAAGACGAUGAUGAUGAGGAUGACGAUGACGAUGAAGAUGAUGAUGACGAAGACGACGACAGCGACGCUAAGGACGAGGACAAUAACGAGGAAUAUGACGAUAACGAUAGUGAUGAGAAUGACGGUGAGGAGGACAACGGCGAUGACGAUAACGACGACGACGACGACAACGACGACGACGACGACAACAACAGUAACGACAACAACAACAACAAUAACGACACCAACAACGACGAUGACAAUGACAACAUAAACGACGACGAGGAUGAUGAUGAUGACGAUGGCGAUGUUGUGCGAUACUCCACCACACAAUAUAAGUUACAUA
Messenger RNA from Anoplophora glabripennis (Asian longhorned beetle), 1045 nucleotides. Its product is annotated as protein PFC0760c-like. The record is from RefSeq and is a predicted model, not a curated record. NCBI's taxonomy places the organism in Eukaryota, Metazoa, Arthropoda, Insecta, Coleoptera, Cerambycidae. The annotation marks the transcript as partial. The transcript is spliced from 6 exons.